Molecule: messenger RNA, 4955 nt
Organism: Anopheles arabiensis
Lineage: Eukaryota; Metazoa; Arthropoda; Insecta; Diptera; Culicidae
Product: prolyl endopeptidase FAP
Exons: 13
Coding region: 950-3994 (1014 amino acids)
Biological process (GO): proteolysis
Molecular function (GO): dipeptidyl-peptidase activity; serine-type peptidase activity
Source: RefSeq, a predicted model, not a curated record
GCACCACGGUCCGGCCGACUCGGUACAAGCUUGCCAGCCAGCACGCCAGCCCAUUCAUUCAUUCAUGCACACGCCGUUCGUGCGCGGCUUUGUAGUGUGUCUUCACUCCACUGCUGCUGCUGCAUCCCCCGGAGUAGAGGACGGCUGGAGGAAGUGGCGGGACCGAACAGUGCGAACGGAGGGCGGGCAGCGGCCCAAACAGAGUCCUCUCUAGAGCUGAUACACUCGCGGGUGCAGUGGAAUUCAAAGCGAUCAAAGCCAAAGGAUUUAUCUAAAACAAAAAAAAGUCACGGGAGAGUGAAACCGAAGUGUUUGCGUGUGUGUGUGUGUUAGGGAUCAGGGAUCAUUUGGAUCUUGUUGUGUGUGUGUGUGUGUGUGUAUAAUUAGAAGUGAUUUCUACCGCAGUAUGUGCUCGGGUCGGCAGCGGCCUCUAGUGGUGUCUAGUGUGUUGGGGCCUACUGCUGUUGCUGCUGCCAUUAUCCUGCCGUGUGCCAAUUGGUCUGCGUGUGUGUGAGACGAGUGGGCGUACACGCGUGUGUGUGUGUGUGGAUGUGCGCGCUUAUGAUUCCUCUGCCUGGUGGGUGGCUCCUUCAUCUCGCUCACGCUCUCUCCACAUGUGCUGCGCUUCCUAGUAAAACGUGCGUUUCUCUCACUGUGUGUGUGAGAGUGUCUUUGUGUGUAUGUGUCCUGGACUGGCUCCGCGCGCCGAGUAGCAUCUCAAAGGGGUGGACCAUAUAACUGUGCUUAAGCAAGAAGUGGAAAAGGCAAGGAUGCAGCUGGCAGCACGGGGCGAUUGAAGUUGAACCACAGAUUGGGUACAGCUUGAGCGCCCGCCCACCCUCAAACCCUGCAGCUUGCACCAAGAUCACUCCGUGGACAGUGUUCGAGUGCCACCGUAGUGCUGCGGAAGGCCUCCAAGUGAACACUUUACAAGAGAGGCUGGGAGUGUAUGUGUGUGAGUGUGAAACAGCGCUUCCGCAGCGUCGUGUCGUGUCAUCAAUCAACACACAGUCCUGCCCUGCUGCAAGGAGGCUCAUCCAAUCAAAAAAAAAAAAAAAAGCAUCUACCACCCACCCAGCGCUACAGAGAGAAGGAACAUCGUCCAGGAGCUGCAGAGCCCCAAAAACACAAAAACCAAAAAAAACGCAUCGCCCCGAAAACCGUGAGGUCCCCGGGAGCCUUCUGCCGACAGCGACAGCCAACCGUGCACGGGCGGGACCGGGAGUCACCAUCCAAGGGCAACGAAGAUGAACACCGUCCAGAGCACGGGCCAUGCGACCGUUCGGAACAAGAAGGACUCGCAGUUCGAGAGAUCGAAAGCUCGAAGCUGCACGGGCGUCGAAUAUCGCUGUACGAUAUCAAAUCGGGCCGGUACGAGUGGAACACGCAGAACGGUUCCUGGAUCAAUCGGUACGAGUAUGUGUUCAUCAACGCGGAAGGUGGCCUGACCGCACUGCAAAUCACCCGCGAUGGCGGCUUCCGGUUCGAGGUGCUCAUGAACAAUGCCACCUUCCGGCAGCUCAACGUUGACAGCUACGACGUGUCACCGGAUCGGAACUUUGUACUACUGUACGCCUCGAACGGAAACACGCAGCGCUACAAUCGCAGCUACUACAUCUACGACCUAGCCGCGUCGAACGUGUUCUCCCUGUCGGCGAAGGAAUCGGACACGACGGCACCGCAGCUCCAGCAUGUCCUGUGGGCGCCGGUGGCCUCGAACGGCUCGGGAACGGGCGUUGGUGGCGAAAAGGCGAUGUCCGGCCAAUCUUCCCACUCGUCCUCCGCUGGGUCGGCUGGAUCGUCUGGUGCGGGCGCGUCGCCGAGCUUGGGCACGGCCUCUUCCCAGGGCAUCGCGUACGUGCAUCAGGGUGACAUCUACUACAAGCCCCGCGUACAGUACGAUCUUAUCUGCCGGAUCACCACCAGCGGACGGGAUGGGCCCGUGCUGAACGGUGUGCCCGACUGGCUGUACUCGAACGUGCUCGAGCUGAAGGGACCGUCAUUGCUUUUCUCGCCCGACGGCCAGUAUAUGUCAUUUCUUUCCUUCAACCUGACCGGCGUUCAGGAGUACCAGUAUCUGUGGUACGGUGAUGGGCAGCAGUAUCCCAAGAUACACAGUCUGCGCUACCCGAAGGUACAUGCGGCCAACCCGAACGUGACGGUGUACGUGGUGCAUCUGGGCGUGCUGAAGUACAUCUUUCCGAAACCGGUCCACGUGCCGGCGUACAUCCGGUCGACCGACAGCUACGUCGGCGGGCUCAGCUGGCUCUCGCCGACGGAGCUCUCGGUGACGUACGCGAGCCGUAACCAGAGCGUGGCGCAUGUGCUGCUUUGCCGGGCACCGACGUUUAGUUGUGUGGAGAUCUUCCAAGAGAAGGCAGUAGCCAACUCGUGGGUACUGAUCGGCGAGACGCCACUGUUCAUCCGGCGUCCGACGGCGCUGGAAAACUAUGCCGCCGAUGCACCUCAGCAGCCACCGGCCGGUUCAGCUCCGACCACGACAACGACAACGGCCGCACCGCCACCGCCACCAACGCCGCCCCCACCGGCAAUGCCGCGCCAUCUGUACAUGCUGAAGCGGCUGAACGUGCGGGACGGUUCGCACGGCUACUAUCGCCACCUGGUGCUGGUCCUGCUCGGCACCAAGCGCACCAUCACCCUGACGAUGGGCCAGUUCGAGGUGACGGAAAUCGUCGGGUACGACGAGCGGCACGGGCUCGUCUACUUCAUGGCGGCCCCGUACCACAAGCCGGGCCAGCGCCACCUCUACAAGAUACCGCUCGGGCUCGAGCAGCUCGCCUCGAUGGCGGGCGGCGGUGGCGGCACUGGGUCUUCGGCUGGCUCGAGCGAGCCGCACCAGCACCAGGAAACUGGCCGGCCCGGGCACAACGCGAGCGACGUGCUGCUGCUGCGCCCGUUCGGCUCCGCCGUGCCGUACUGCGUGACGUGCGGCCGGGGCCCCACCGACGGUAGCGACGGCGCGGACGGUGGCGAUCCGAAGCGCCCGAACAACUGUCUGUUCAAUCGCGUCUCGUUCAACGACGACUACACGUACUUCGUGCAGGAGUGUCUCGGGCCGGAAUCACCGUCCACCUACCUGGUGGAGGCCGGCACGGAGCGCAAGGUGCGCGUCCUGAACGACGGCAACGAGCUGCGGGAGCAGCUGGUGCAGCUGGCCAAGCCGCAGAUCAUGACGUUUAGCGUGCAGAUCAAGUACGACUUUAACGCGCAGGUAAAGCUGUUCCUGCCGCCCGGCGUCAAGGAGGACGACGACCUGCAGCUGCCAUUGAUACUGCACAUCGAGGCCGGCCCGGAACGGCAGCUCGUGUCGGAGGAGUACAGCGUCGACUGGAACUGGUACCUCAGCAGCCACCAGUCGUACAUUAUCGCGCAGAUCGAUGCGAGGGGGUCCGGCUUUCAGGGCGAGUCGCUCAAGACGCAGAUCCGUGGACGCGUCGGCAUCGAGGUCGAAGAUCAGCUGGCCGUACUGAUGUAUUUGCGGGAUAAUCUGAAGCUAGUAGAUCCCAAUCGCAUCUGUGUCUAUGGCAAGGGCUACGGUGGCUACAUCGCAAUGCAGAUGCUUGCUACGGACGCGAACCAGGUGCUGAAGUGUGUCGCCGCCAUCUCGCCGAUCGUUUCCUUCCGCUACUUUAAUUCCUUCUUCACCGAGCGUUACGUGCUGCAGCAGGACGACACCGAGCGGUCGCUGAUCGAGUCGGACCUAUCGACGAAGGUUGCCAGCCUGGCGUCGAAGAACUUCCUGCUGAUCCACAGCACGGCCGACUGCGUGGUGCACGAGCAGCAUGCCGCCCUGCUCACCCGCUCCCUCGUCAACCGGGGCAUCAUCUUCCGGCACCAGAUGUACGUCGACGAGGAUCACGAGUAUCGGAGCGUGUCCGAGCAUCUGUACCACACGAUCGAGACGUACAUCGAGGAGAACUUCGGUAACGAUAACCAGGACUGGACGUCGGCAUUCUUCCUGUCUAAAACGUAGUUCUUCCAGUGGUAGGAGGCCAAGCGAACCGAAAUAAAAUAAUACACACACACACAUACACAUGCAUACAUAUACAACCAUUCUCACAGACACACACAAACACAGACACCUUCACACAAAGACAGAGUAACAUCACAACACGUUUGAUUAAUGAUAGAGUAAUGAUAAUUUAAAGAUAAAAAACAAAGAGCAAAACAAGAAGAGAAAAAUAUAUAAGAAUCUAAUAAAUGAGAAACAAGGAAAACCCAUUUUGCAGCUGAGCAGGGACGAACGUGGAGUAGAGUGAAGUAAAUGACAUACAUAUUUAAAGCAAAAAAAAAAAACAAUGUGUGGGUGUAUGAAAAAAAUUAAAUGGAUGCAAAUUUAAAAAGGAAACAAUAAAACGAAACACGUGCACCUCCAGGCACGCAGAUACACGCAUGGCGCUUUAAAGAGAGGGGAGGAAAGCCAAUUUUUGACAGAAAAAGAAGAAGAAGAAGAAGAAGAAGAAGAAACGAAGACAACAACCUAAAAGUAGUGAAUUGCGCUGGCAAUUCGCAAAACAGAUAGAUACUAGUCUUGUCUAGCGUUUGAAAAAAAACGCAAAAAACACACACACACACACUUCCCCCGGUGUUUGAACAUUUCAUAUUUGAUCCUUCUACUUGUCUGCAACCCAGCAUGCGUGUGUAUGUGUGAGUGUGUGUGUGUGUGUAGAUUUGCGAGGCUGUAUGUGUGUAUGAGUGUUGUGUUCAUUGUGCGAUAGCUAUUUUAAACAGUCCCAGGCUAAACAUACACCAGCAAAGAGAAGACAGUGAAAUCCUACUAAAAAGCACCUAUUCACACACACAUACACACACACGCACUCAUCAUGUUAAAAAUUUCGAUUUUUUCUUUCCUCCUUUGCGUACGAAAUUCAAAUUGCCGAAAGUCCUCCAGGCUGUUUGAUCACUGGAACACUGGAUUGGAAGCAAAAAAAAAA